CCGAAACAAAGGUUGCUCCAGCUCGCUGGCUUAUCAUUAGAUUGGUAGACAAAAGAUAUAUCAGUACAAACUUUUGCCAUUGCAGAGAACUUUAUUCUCACGAUCGCGCAACGUCUGUGGAUCAUCCGGAACAACUACAACCUUAGAACACCAGGAUGUUUCGUGCCGGUGACCUAGUUCUCCGGGAAUUGGAGGGGAUCUGUUUCGAAGCCGUCAUUCUGCGCUCCUCCCCGUCCCCAGUAGACGACAGCGAGUGUUUUGACAUCUGUUUCGCGGACGAUCAGUCGAUCGAAACGGAGGUCGAUGCUGCGGAGCUGAAGCUGAAAAAAGCGAAGACAGUGAAUGGAAAAGCAGCAACUGAAAAUCCACUUGCCGACAGUAAGGCACCACCAGACUCGGCCGAAAAAAUCGCUAGCGACACACCCUCUAACAGUGACGAAGUCGACGUCGAAGCAGUGCUCCAGAAGGGGCUGCGGAAGCUCUUCCUUUGUAACCCGGGCGAGCAGACGACCGUCGUGAGAUGCAGUAAACGAAACUACGACGGGAGGGCUUUAUUGGAUAGUGAAGGGAACUGUCUAGUGAAAUGCUCGCACGGCGAUGAUCCAAGUGCCUGUGCAACGGACAAGAAAAGUGAAACGGGAGUUGGGAAGGAGAAGGUAAGUGUGAGAAAGUACUUAACUCCUUGUCGGCACUGCAUGGAAAGAAACAAGUCAACAUCGGAUAACUGUCGCGGCACUGGCCUGGGAACGGGUUGUUCGUUGUUCCAUUCUCCAGCCCAGUGCGAUACGUACUCAUCUUCAUCAUGGCAAUGGCUCUACAAAAAAACAGGAGCCAAGCAUUUCCCAGUCCGCCGCCGCCCUGGGCGUGAUGUUUGACGGAACCGCAGACGCGUCUUCAGGUCGUCUGGAGCCGAGCCCGCGAAAGAACGCGUACCUGAAAACCCGGCUGUCGAGAGAAGAACCGUCCGUCGAUGUGCUUGUCCCGAGCAGUAGCAGCACCUCUAUGGGAAUAAACGCACUGGAUCAACAUGACAAGGAGAGUCAAUCCGCAACGGAAGCCAGCACAACGGAGGGGGAGGAAGCCGAGCAAUCCGCGGCUUCGGACGAGGACUCCUCUUUGCAGCAGCUGCAAUCGGGUGGUGAAGUGCCGAUCGGGGUGCGCGGAGUGCGAAUCAUCAAGCAGAGCAAGGAAAAGAGUAGUAUGCACGAACUUCUGUUCGUGCAGCCAGAGAGCGAACGCCCAGCAGGAAUGGGUAGGUAGCAGCAGGUGAGGCGUGUUGUCGUGUAUCAAAGGCGUUGAGGUUGUAGAUCUUCGAGAUCUUGGUCGACAGAUGGAUCGAACUUCCUGCACAUUGCCAGGCUGUUGUGGAGUGCGUCUUCUUGGCGCAAGAAGUGAGGAGCAAAACAAGAAGAAAUCGAUUUGGUGCCGCUAAUUGUGUGGGAGAAAAUUGACGAAGGCCGCUUGUUCGUCUUUGUGUGUGUG
This is a messenger RNA of Amoebophrya sp. A120, 1482 nucleotides long. Lineage: Eukaryota; Dinophyceae; Syndiniales; Amoebophryaceae. The record is from the annotation of a GenBank genome assembly.